Pteropus alecto (black flying fox) is the source of this 1833-nucleotide messenger RNA. RefSeq names its product glycine receptor alpha 1 (gene GLRA1). Lineage: Eukaryota; Metazoa; Chordata; Mammalia; Chiroptera; Pteropodidae. Gene Ontology annotation, biological process: chloride transmembrane transport; regulation of membrane potential; signal transduction. Gene Ontology annotation, cellular component: plasma membrane; neuron projection; synapse. The record is from RefSeq and is a predicted model, not a curated record. Gene Ontology annotation, molecular function: glycine binding; extracellularly glycine-gated chloride channel activity; transmembrane signaling receptor activity. The transcript is spliced from 9 exons. The coding region runs from base 298 to 1671 and encodes 457 amino acids.
CAACAGACACGUUGGAGUUUUAACAAACAGCAAUACUCUUCGCGCUCUUGAAAAGCAGGGCUGGGCGCUCUCCGCGGUGCUGAAACGCUUCGCCGCGGCGGCGGCGGCGGCUGCUGUCCGUCGUACCUCCAGCCCCAUCGCUCCAGUUUCCCGUGGGGCUUUCCCUCCGCGCCCGUUUCCCACCUCCUCUCAGCAUCUGGAUUAUCUUUUCCAUAGCGCUCGCUGGUUUGUAAGUGCCAAUUUUAAACAUUUUUUGCCCCCAUAACUCGUGGACUACAAAGCACAAGGACCUGAAAAAUGUACAGCUUCAAUACUCUUCGACUCUACCUUUGGGAGACCAUUGUAUUCUUCAGCCUUGCUGCUUCUAAGGAGGCUGAAGCUGCCCGCUCCGCACCCAAGCCUAUGUCUCCCUCGGACUUCCUGGAUAAGCUAAUGGGGAGAACCUCUGGAUAUGAUGCCAGGAUCAGGCCCAAUUUUAAAGGUCCCCCGGUGAAUGUGAGCUGCAACAUUUUCAUCAACAGCUUUGGUUCCAUUGCUGAGACAACUAUGGACUAUAGGGUCAACAUCUUCCUGAGGCAGCAGUGGAAUGACCCCCGGCUGGCCUACAACGAAUACCCGGAUGACUCGCUGGACCUGGACCCGUCCAUGCUGGAUUCCAUCUGGAAACCUGACCUGUUCUUUGCUAACGAGAAGGGGGCCCACUUCCACGAGAUCACCACAGACAACAAGCUGCUGAGGAUCUCCCGGAACGGGAAUGUCCUCUACAGCAUCAGAAUCACCCUGACACUGGCCUGCCCCAUGGACUUGAAGAAUUUCCCCAUGGACGUCCAGACAUGUAUCAUGCAACUGGAAAGCUUUGGAUAUACCAUGAAUGACCUCAUCUUUGAGUGGCAGGAGCAGGGAGCUGUGCAGGUGGCAGAUGGACUAACUUUGCCCCAGUUUAUCCUGAAGGAAGAGAAGGACUUGAGAUACUGUACCAAGCAUUACAACACAGGUAAAUUCACCUGCAUUGAGGCCCGGUUCCACCUGGAGCGACAGAUGGGCUACUACCUGAUCCAGAUGUACAUUCCCAGCCUGCUCAUUGUCAUCCUCUCGUGGAUUUCCUUCUGGAUCAACAUGGAUGCUGCACCAGCCCGUGUGGGCCUGGGAAUCACCACUGUGCUCACCAUGACUACCCAGAGCUCUGGUUCCCGAGCAUCCCUGCCCAAGGUGUCCUAUGUGAAAGCCAUUGACAUUUGGAUGGCAGUGUGCCUACUCUUCGUGUUCUCGGCCUUGCUUGAGUAUGCUGCUGUCAACUUUGUGUCUCGACAGCACAAAGAGCUGCUCCGAUUCAGGAGGAAGCGAAGACAUCACAAGAGCCCCAUGUUGAAUCUAUUCCAGGAGGAUGAGGCUGGAGAGGGCCGUUUCAACUUCUCCGCCUACGGGAUGGGCCCAGCCUGUCUGCAGGCCAAGGAUGGUAUCUCGGUCAAGGGCGCCAACAAUAACAACACCACCAACCCGCCUCCUGCGCCAUCGAAGUCCCCGGAGGAGAUGCGAAAACUCUUCAUCCAGAGGGCCAAGAAGAUCGACAAAAUAUCCCGCAUCGGCUUCCCCAUGGCCUUCCUCAUCUUCAACAUGUUCUACUGGAUCAUCUAUAAGAUUGUCCGCAGGGAAGAUGUCCACAACCAGUGACGGGUCCGGGAUGGGGGAGGCUGGGAAAGCGCACAGUGAGAAUAGCACAGGAAUCUGAGAGCCUGAGGAAGUGAGGGGAAGAGAGGGAGGGGGCACACAUGCACAAGUCUCUCUUUCUCUGCAGUAUGUGCAACAGCAAAAGGCAGGGAUGCAUGAAUCUUA